AUGGCAACGAAUUCAGCUGUCUCGGUGCCUCAUGAGCCCGCUCCUCCAGCUCGAAAUGAAUCCAAGCGCGAGAGGAAGCGCCAACUUCUGCAUGACCGACUUCAACAGAUGUCCGAGAACUUCUCGAGAGGUCGCGACAGUGCCUACCGUGAACAAUUACAAAAGAUUCAACUCGACACCAACCUCAUAAUGCGAGUUGACCCCUACUGCGAGCGCCCUCUCGAGGCCCUCGACCUGGAGCAAACCGAUCCCGCCCUUCUCGGAAAUACAGACCCCGCUACUGCCCGAACUCUGCUUGAGAUGGCCGGCCCAAGGUUUCGAGACUUUGUCCAUGACAUAGAAGACCUUGUCGAGGAGCGUGACUACGAAAUCACCAAGCAAAAGGCUGAAUACGACCGCAAAUGCCAGGAACAUCGAAACGUGUACAACUACAAAGUCCUCCAGGCAAGGCGAGAGCAUCAUUCAUUAGCCUCCACCGUCCGCGAUCGUUUGAUCAAUACCAUAGCAAGCAAGAAAUAUCGUCUCAGCAAAGAAAAGGAGGCACUCGAGAUCAGCGACGCAUCCGCCUUGCUCCUUCACCCGAACCAAUUCAGCAUGACCAACCCGGCUAGCCCGGGAGGGACGCAUGGCAAGCGGGCCACCCGACUCAGGAGAGAGAUGGAAGAAAUGCCCGGGUUUUCGGAGAACAAGAAGAGAAAAAGGAACGCCAAUGAUGACGACGGAUCGCCAGUGCCACAGCGGCGGACGCUGGAUACAAACAACAUCACCCCUGUCUGGCAGAGUGAUAGACUGCGUUUCGGAAAGAGCACCGGUCCAAUCUACAGCAUCGACAAGCUCUUCACCGACAAAGAGCUAUCAAUGACUUACAACAAUGCUGCGCUCGCGGCCCACAAGUAUAUGCUCCGGCACAAAUCCAAAGAUGGUGUGGUAUCAUCGCCUUCGGAAAGCGGCCCCGAGGAACAUGAGGAAGGUGAGGACGGCACAGACUCUGUCCCCUCUGCGCCCGUCAUGGAGCGUCAGGUAUCGCAUGCGACCAGAAGUACGCGAGGCGGUACACACAAUCCCAAUUUCUACGACAACAAAUUGGUUGGAAUCGAGGCGCUUGCCAAUUUCGAGCUGCCUGGCAAUCUUGAGAGGCUUGACGCCCAGGAGCCCAGGCUUCCACCGAUCGUACCUGCGCCAUACAACAAGGCAAAGCCUAUGACCGAGGCCAGUGGCCCGGCUCCUCUUGCGGUAGAUGAUGCUCUUGCGGACCUGCAAGCCAUUUCUGUGCUGCGUCAGUACGAGCAGCUUCACGGCGUGGGGUCAAAUUUCGACGUCCCCAACGGCGGUCGAAAAGUGCUCGAGGCUGUCGCUGCGGGCCCUCGGGAGGAGAAGUUCGUCGCCUACCUGCAAGGAGAUCGGCCAAGCGCAGACGAUCUCCGCGUAGAACUCAAGGUUGAAGUCAGUAAUGUGCGUGGAGAGCCGGGCCCAAGCUCUUUACAAGCACCCGCCAUGGCUGGUGUCCCUAUGAGCCGCCAAAACUCUGGUGGAGUGGCUAUGAGCCGACAGAUGAGGGAGCGUCGAGACAUCAAGCAAGCAUGA
Molecule: messenger RNA, 1584 nt
Organism: Diaporthe citri
Lineage: Eukaryota; Fungi; Ascomycota; Sordariomycetes; Diaporthales; Diaporthaceae
Exons: 3
Coding region: 1-1584 (527 amino acids)
Biological process (GO): negative regulation of transcription by RNA polymerase II
Cellular component (GO): Sin3-type complex
Molecular function (GO): histone deacetylase binding
Source: RefSeq, a predicted model, not a curated record